AUUUAAGAGUUUGUCAUAAUUUUAACAAUAUAAAAAAAUAGAUGUAGCCACUGAAAAUAGAAUCUCUACUGCAUUCCUCAUUAAUACUCGGACUCGAAGACAAGCCUUAUUAUAAUCUAGAUCUAAAUGCAAGCUGGCACUUCUUCUGGCUUUGCAUUCUGCCUUUUCUCUGCCACUUUCUUGUUUCUACUUUCAAUUUCUACUUAUAGUCUAGAUCUAAAUAAGUUUAUCAACAUGUCCGUUGAUAUUAGACUUGCUAAAUCUCGUGUUGUUGGUCUUGAUGUUUAUCAUGGAGACGAUCCUGGUAAUAUUGUUACUCCCGGAGACAUAAUAACUGCUGAUACUGGAUUUAUGAGGGGCCAUGGAACUUACAUGUCAGAAGAUUGUCUUCAUUCUUCUGUGGCUGGAAUGGUUGAACGAGUCAAUAAACUUGUAUCAGUUCGUCCACUUAAAACAAGAUACAAUGGAGAAAUAGGAGAUGUGGUUAUUGGGCGAAUCAUAGAAGUCUCUCAAAAGAAAUGGAGAGUAGAGACUCAUUCUAGAAUGGACUCAAUCUUGAUGUUGUCCUCUGUUAAUUUGCCUGGUGGUGAACUGCGCCGUCGCUCAGAAGAAGAUGAAAAAAUGAUGAGAAACUAUUUGAAAGAAGGAGAUCUGAUUAGUGCAGAAGUUCAGAAUGUCAUGUCUGAUGGAUGCCUAUCUCUACACACUCGCAGUUUGAAAUAUGGAAAAUUAGGUCAAGGCACAUUGGUCAAAGUCUCACCUUCACUUGUCCUGCGGCGAAAAACACAUUUCCACAAUUUACCUGUUGGGGCAUCCAUCAUUCUGGGCAACAACGGCUACAUUUGGAUUUGUCCAACUGAACAUGUAGAAGCAGGGGAGACAGGAGGCUAUGAAACAAAUUUACAACCAGUAUCCAGGUCAGAAAGAGAAGCCAUUGCCAGGCUGAGAAACUGUGUCUUAGCUUUAGCUGAUCAGAAUGUUCUUUUGUUUGAUACUAGCAUCUUGUACACAUUUGAAGCCUCACAGAAAUAUGCAGUGAAGGACAUAUUGAAACCUGAAGUGAUUCUGGAAGUUGUGGAUCUUGUUCAACAAAGACUUGAGCUAGAAGGAAGCUGAGAUGUUGAAACUUAGGGUCAUGUUUUUCAGUUGUUUAUAGGUCAGGGACAGUAAAAAAGAACACACACAAAAUAAAAGCAACAUUCACCUUUA
Messenger RNA from Biomphalaria glabrata, 1209 nucleotides. RefSeq names its product exosome complex component RRP4-like. The coding region runs from base 127 to 1116 and encodes 329 amino acids. Gene Ontology annotation, biological process: exonucleolytic trimming to generate mature 3'-end of 5.8S rRNA from tricistronic rRNA transcript (SSU-rRNA, 5.8S rRNA, LSU-rRNA); CUT catabolic process; U4 snRNA 3'-end processing. Gene Ontology annotation, molecular function: RNA binding. Lineage: Eukaryota; Metazoa; Mollusca; Gastropoda; Planorbidae. The transcript has 8 exons. The record is from RefSeq and is a predicted model, not a curated record. Gene Ontology annotation, cellular component: nuclear exosome (RNase complex); cytoplasmic exosome (RNase complex).